This is a messenger RNA of Spodoptera frugiperda (fall armyworm), 1579 nucleotides long. RefSeq lists its product as uncharacterized. The transcript is spliced from 6 exons. NCBI's taxonomy places the organism in Eukaryota, Metazoa, Arthropoda, Insecta, Lepidoptera, Noctuidae. The record is from RefSeq and is a predicted model, not a curated record. Gene Ontology annotation, molecular function: hydrolase activity. Bases 170 to 1273 code for a protein of 367 amino acids.
GUGUGCACGUACUCACGAUGCGUGAUAUCCGCUUGCUUCGUAAAAAAACUUUGAUAACUGAUAACAGCUGGUCGCGUCGCCACUGGAGUAAUUUACAGCAACCUUUGAGCCUAUCACGACACUCAUUUAAUGUUCCACGAUACCAACUCAGUUCGAAUGUACUUUCAUCAUGGGCGCACGUAGUUUGAAAGUGUUACAAGUGAUUUCUGGGUGGCAAGCCGUAGAAUUGAUUCUAACAUGUGUUUUUGUCGGCAUUUGGCAAAUUAUCGAGAUUUCUGUCAAAAGAUUAUGGAAAGGUUAUCGAAGAAAAGUUGAUGAAAGUCAACCGGUGGAAUUGACCGUGGAUUCGUCUAUUGGAACGCAUUGUUACAUCAAAGUUAUGGGAGUAAAAUACCACUACGUGGAGACGGGGCCGAGGAGUGGCCAGAAAGUGCUGAUCCUCAAAGAUGCGCCAGACACUGGCAACCUUUGGGGGCCAAACUGGGCUAAUCUCGUUCGAAGACUGGCAGAAACCGGUCACCACGUGGUAACCCUGGAUUUGAGGGGCACUGGUGGAAGUGAAGGGGGGUCGAGAAGUGAGCUGUCUCCUCCAAGAGCGGUCGAGGAGUUGUCAGCGUUGCUGAAGGCGCUAGGAGUGUCUGAGAACAGACAGGCUGUGGUGAUUGGUUUCGGCAUUGGAGGAAUGCUUACUUGGUAUCUAGUCCACUCUCGAGGCCCCUUGAUCAGCAAAUUCGCGGUGGUCAACGCUCCUCAUCCGAAUCUCUACUGGCAGUACCCACCUGCCACUUUCUGCCACCGAGCUCUGCAGUUUAUACAGAUACCGUUGAAUAUUAACCCAAUGUACUUGCUUCAGUGGCCGCACUUCCCGGAGCGGUGGCUGGCUGAGGGCGAGCUGAACGACCGCGAGGGUCGCUGGACCAGCUCCAGGGCUUGCGACUGGACUGGUGCGCUUAACUAUGUUAGAGGAGCAGCCUGGUGGCAAGUGAAGCCAGGUCUCCGCACGUCGACCCCAGCCCUGCUGGUCGGUAAGAAGGACAGUGCAGCGCAGCUGGUGGCCAGUGCCCAGCACUGCGCCGCGUCCACACUGCGCCUCGUCACCAAACCUGAGCCCAGCAGUAAGGAGGUCACUGAUGUACUCUUGGAUUUUCUUAUAGAAAAAGAAAAGCUCAUAGAAGAAGUACCAAGAGGUUUGAUGGGUCGUGUGUUUGGCGCCGUGGCCGACAGAGGGCGCGAACUUACGGCUAGACUAGUCUUACCGCCAACACAAGCGUGAUAAUAUUGUCUAGUAAUAAUGUCUAGUGCGUAAAUGUUCCUGAAAAGCCAAAAAGUGCUCUACCUAUUCAGUGCUAGUGUUUCGAUAAUAGUGUGUGUUGGUACUUAAGUGUGUUUGUGUGUCAAACACCUUAGUACGUUUUGUGUACAGUUAAAGUGUAAAUGUGAGGCAUUAUUGUAAUUUCACUUCAUUAUUGUAUAAUAAUAAUUUUAAGUUCUUAAUUUGCUCCAAUAUUUUCUUGUAAUCAUAAUUAUAUGUAGAUAGACUAUUUAUAUAAAAUAUCAAUUUUGUGUUUUUCGAUUCUAA